UUAAUAUUUAUUAUUUAGAGAAUAAUAAUUAUUAUUAAAAUUUAAUAACACGAGAUAAACUAUUAUUGUGACUAUUUUUAAAUUAUAAUCGAAUUUAUGCAAGUUGACUGAUACGAAAAAUAUAAAUUAAAUUAUUUAUGUAACAAUUUUGUUUUAAUUUUUGCGAUACUUUAGUUCAGAAUAAUGUCGAAAAAUCUAGUGCAAUGUCAACAGCAUCCAGAUGCCCCGUUGAUUGAAGAUUAUAGAGCUGGCGAUCAAAUAUGUUCAGAAUGCGGUCUUGUGGUUGGUGAUCGAGUGAUAGAUGUCGGUUCUGAAUGGAGGACUUUCAGUAACGACAAAGGUAGCAAUAGUGCUGAUCCUUCGCGUGUUGGAGGGGCAGAAAAUCCAUUACUUAAUGGUUCUGAUUUGUCCACACUGGUUGGUCCUUCAAGAGGUGAUGCAUCGUUUGAUGAGUUUGGUGGUAUGAAGUAUAAAAAUAAAGGCAUGGUUUGUUCAACCAAUCGUUCACUACUUAAUGCAUAUAGAGAAAUUGGCCUUAUGGCUGAUCGCAUAAAUUUGCCAAGAAAUAUUGUGGACAGAGCCAAUGUACUGUUCAAACAAGUACACGAUGGCAAAAAUCUUAAAGGUCGAUCAAAUGACGCAAUUGCGUCAGCUAGUUUAUACAUUGCUUGCAGGCAAGAAGGUGUGCCACGAACAUUCAAAGAAAUAUGUGCUGUUAGUAAAGUUAGUAAAAAAGAAAUUGGAAGAGUUUUUAAAUUAAUAUUAAAGGCACUUGAAACUAGUGUUGAUUUGAUAACAACUGGAGAUUUCAUGUCGAGAUUUUGUUGUAACUUGGGAUUACCAAACAUGGUCCAAAGGGCAGCUACUCAUAUUGCUAAAAAAGCAGUUGAAUACGAUAUUGUACCAGGCCGUUCUCCUAUAUCCGUAGCGGCUGCAGCAAUAUUUAUGGCAUCUCAAGCAUCUGAUGAAAAACGUUCUCAAAAAGAAAUUGGAGAUAUUGCUGGUGUUGCAGAAGUCACAAUUAAGCAGUCAUAUAAACUGAUAUUGGCUAAUGCUACUUUAUUAUUUCCAGAAGACUUUAAGUUUGUGACUCAGAUUUCUGAUCUUCCAACAUCCUAAGUAUUCCUGAUGUAUAGAUGUUACUUAUUCAACUAAACAACAUUUAUGGAAAAUCCUAAAAAUAUAUUUUUCAUAAUUUUAUUGUACAAUUUAUUUUUAUUAAGGCUUGGACUAAAAAAUAAGAGGCUAAUAUAUUGUUUGUAUUUUUAUUUUUAUAAAAUAAACAAAUAUUUGUCUUUUCUA
Molecule: messenger RNA, 1302 nt
Organism: Rhopalosiphum maidis (corn leaf aphid)
Lineage: Eukaryota; Metazoa; Arthropoda; Insecta; Hemiptera; Aphididae
Gene: TfIIB
Product: transcription initiation factor IIB
Exons: 2
Coding region: 184-1119 (311 amino acids)
Biological process (GO): transcription preinitiation complex assembly; transcription initiation at RNA polymerase II promoter
Cellular component (GO): transcription preinitiation complex; nucleus
Molecular function (GO): TBP-class protein binding; RNA polymerase II general transcription initiation factor activity
Source: RefSeq, a predicted model, not a curated record